Racocetra persica is the source of this 126-nucleotide messenger RNA. The record is from the annotation of a GenBank genome assembly. NCBI's taxonomy places the organism in Eukaryota, Fungi, Glomeromycota, Glomeromycetes, Diversisporales, Gigasporaceae.
UUGUCAGAGAACUCCUUAGAUAGUAAUAUUCCUAUUGAUGAAAUUUUAUUAAAUGACAAAUUUGAAAAUAAUAACAGUAGCGAAAACGAUCCUCUUGAUUAUUAUGACAAAAAGGCUCAAAUCUAA